Piliocolobus tephrosceles (Ugandan red Colobus) is the source of this 2214-nucleotide messenger RNA. It is a transcript of the gene ODF2L, whose product is annotated as outer dense fiber of sperm tails 2 like. The record is from RefSeq and is a predicted model, not a curated record. Gene Ontology annotation, biological process: negative regulation of cilium assembly. Bases 96 to 2030 code for a protein of 644 amino acids. Gene Ontology annotation, cellular component: centrosome; ciliary basal body. The transcript has 17 exons. Lineage: Eukaryota; Metazoa; Chordata; Mammalia; Primates; Cercopithecidae.
UGAAAAGACAAAUCAAGGGGUGAAUUUGAAAAAAAGGUUUCAGCUUAUGUGGAGAAGUUGCUGUGAAGCCACCUGUAAAUCCAUUUACUGAAUUUAUGGAGACGGCUAUAAAUGAUGGAAGUCAUUCAGAAGAACUCUUUUCCCAUCUUAAAACUAUAUCAGAGAAAGAAGAUUUACCACGGUGUACCAGUGAAAGUCAUCUCAGCUGCCUGAAGCAGGACAUCCUAAAUGAAAAGACUGAAUUGGAAGCGACACUUAAGGAAGCAGAGUUGGUAACUCGUUCUAUAGAAUUACUUUUGCCACUAUUUAAGGACACCAUUGAAAAGAUUAAUUUUGAAAAUGCGAAUCUUUCUGCAUCGAAUUUGAAGAUUUCCGAACAGAAGGAAAUAUUAACAAAAGAAUUAGACACUUUCAGAAGUGUAAAACUAACUUUAGAACAUCUUCUUAGAGAGCGAGACUACAAACAAACAGGAGACAAUUUACCCAGCAUGUUGCUAGAAAAUUUAACUGAUAAUGAAAGUGAAAAUACUAAUCUUAAGAAGAAGGUAUUUGAAAAGGAGGCCCAUAUCCAAGAACUUUCUUGUUUGUUUCAGACUGAAAAGGCAAAUACUUUGAAAGCAAAUCGUUUUUCUCAAUCAGUAAAAGUAGUACAUGAACGACUACAGAUCCAAAUUCAUAAAAAGGAAGCCGAGAAUGAUAAGUUGAAAGAAUACGUAAAGAGCUUAGAAACCAAGAUAGCCAAGUGGAGCCUGCAAUUGAGAAUGAAUAAGAAUGAGGCUGUAGUGAUGAAAGAAGCAAGUAGGCGAAUAGCUGUAGCUUUAAAAAAGGCAUCUAAAGUUUACAAACAGAGGCUUGACCAUUUUACAGGAGCUAUUGAAAAACUUACUUCCCAAAUUAGAGAUCAGGAAGCCAAGUUAUCUGAAACAAUUUCAACUUCCAAUGCCUGGAAAAGUCAUUAUGAGAAAAUUGUAAUAGAAAAAACUGAAUUGGAAGUACACAUUGAAACAAUGAAAAAGCAAAUCAUCAAUCUUUUGGAAGCUCUGAAGAAAAUGGAAGACGAUGGAAAAAAUUCAUGUGAAGAAAUUCUUAGGAAAAUUCACUCAAUUGAAUAUGAAAAUGAAACUCUGAAUCUUGAGAAUACAAAAUUAAAGACUACACUUGCUGCUUUGAAGGAUGAAGUUGUUGCUGUUGAAAAUGAACUCUUAGAAUUGCAAGAAGUAGAAAAAAAACAGAAAACCCUUGUUGAAAUGUAUAAAACUCAGGUACAAAAGUUGCAAGAAGCAGCUGAAAUAGUAAAAAGCAGAUGUGAAAAUUUGCUACAUAAAAAUAACCAAAUGACAAAAACCAAAAAUAAAAAUAUAGAGAAGAUGAAAGGCCAGAUGGAGUGUCAUCUGAAGGAGUUAGAGCGUGUCUGCGAUUCCUUGAUGGCAGCUGAACGGAGGCUUCACGAGUGUCAGGAGAGUCUGCAGUGCUGCAAGGGGAAGUGUGCAGACCAGGAACACACCGUUAGGGAGCUUCAGGGCCAGGUUGAUGGAAAUCACAGUCUUCUGACAAAGCUUUCUCUGGAAGAGGAAAACUAUCUUAUUCAGUUGAAGUGUGAAAACCUUCAACAAAAAUUAGAACAGAUGGACACAGAAAAUAAAGAGCUUGAGAAGAAGCUGGCAAACCAAGAAGAAUGUCUUAAGCACAGCAAUCUUAAGUUUAAAGAGAAAUCUGCAGAAUAUACAGCAUUGGCCAGACAACUAGAAGCCGCUUUAGAAGAAGGAAGACAAAAGGUUGCUGAAGAAAUAGAGAAAAUGUCAUCUAGAGAGAGAGCUUUACAAAUUAAAAUAUUAGAUCUGGAAACUGAGCUUAGAAAGAAAAACGAAGAACAAAAUCAACUUGUUUGCAAAAUGAACAGUAAAGCACAACAUCAGGAAGUGUGUUUGAAAGAAGUACAAAAUAGUCUUGAGAAGUCAGAAAAUCAAAAUGAGAGUAUUAAGAAUUAUUUACAGUUUCUUAAAACUUCUUAUGUAACAAUGUUUGAAUAAAUUGUCAGAUUUAUUUUCUCUAAGUAGUAGAUUUUUAUUAUGAGUCUAAGAUGUGAUUGGGUAAAAAAAUAAAUAUACUAUCAGUCAUAUUUUAUGAUUUAUGGGUGAUAGUAUUAGAGUUUUUAUGUAAAGAUUUUUGAAACAUAAUUUAUCUAACUGAAACUUUAAAAUAGGAUAGUUGUUA